GUUUUGUCGCGUUGGUCGCGUUUAUAGAAACACGCAUCACGCACUGUGUGUGAAGUGAUAUCAACAAAGGAGCGAAUUUAUCGACGCUUAUCAUACUUUGCUAGCUCGUAUCGAGAGAUAGUCAAUCAAAAUCGUUUUAUAAGAAUUUCCGUGACAUUCGCGAACGCACAACAUGUUCAGUCUAGGCGAGAUUGGCGAGCAAUUGAAAGACGUGAGUCGAAAAUCGGUCGGGGUUUCGUUCGCCGGUCAAUCGCUCGUUUUGGACACCGCGAAUGACGCUCUCCAGGUGGUAGAAGCAAUCAAAGCAUGCCCCUGCUUGGAAUACUUGGAUCUGGAAGGAAACACACUGGGUACGCCAGCUGCAGAGGUUAUAGCAGAAGCGUUGAAAGAGAAGGGGACUCCAUUGAAGAGAGCUCUAUGGAAGGACAUGUUUACCGGUCGUUUGAAAACAGAAAUUCCAAAAGCUUUGGAGUACCUAGGGACAGCAUUGUGUACUGCUGGCAGUCAGCUUACCGAACUUGAUUUAAGCGACAAUGCUUUUGGUCCAAUUGGUAUUCAGGGGUUAGCGAAUCUGUUGGCGUCGAGUCCAUGCUACGCUCUUCAACAGUUGAAGUUGAACAACAAUGGUCUUGGUAUAUCAGGUGGAAAGAUGUUAGCUAAAGCAUUGGAGAAAUGUCAUGAAAAUAGUUCUAAAGAAGGUACACCGCUUGCAUUGAAAGUUUUCAUCGUUGGUAGAAAUCGGCUAGAGAAUGAGGGCGCACAAGCGUUAGCAUCUGUAUUUGAAAAGUUGAAAACAUUGGAGGAAGUUGUAAUGCAGCAGAAUGGGAUAUAUCAUGUGGGCAUCGCAGCAAUUGCACAGGGUUUAUCUGCCAAUCCUAAUUUGCGAGUAUUAAAUUUGAAUGAUAAUACAAUCGGAUUAAAAGGCGCCAGAGCGCUCGCUAAAGUAUUACCGAUUUUCCGAGGUUUGGAGGAAUUAAACCUUGGAGAUUGUUUAUUAAAGACUAAAGGGGCUUUAGCUUUAGCAGAAGCGUUAGAGAUUCACGGCAAUCACACAUCUCUUAGAUAUCUAGAUUUGAGUUGUAACGAAUUACGUGCGCCCGCUGGUAAUGCUAUUGCUAAAGCCACUCAUGAUAAAACUCUUCUAACAAAUCUACAAUUAGAUGGGAAUUGCUUUGGAACAGAAGGACGCGAAAACCUUAGGGAAAUUCUUGCAAAAUUGGGAAGACUUGAUGCAUUGAAUUCUUUGGAAGAGGAUUAUACUGAGGAUGAGGAAGAUGACGAUAACGAUAAUGAUAACGAGGAUGAACAAAGUGGAGAGGAUGAAAGUGAUAAUAAUGAAGAUGAAACAAGUGACAAAGAUAACAAAGAACAAGAUAAUAUUGCACAAAGCGUAGUGGUUACAGUAGCAGAAUUCGUAAAAUCGCCAAUAGGCGAGAAACUGUUGCUACUGCAAGAUGAUAAUGUGCAAGCUUUCAUCGAUUACGCAACGAAUUUAGCAAAUCAAAAUAAUACAACUACAAAACAGAAAUAUAUAGAAGAACUUUUACGAAUAACUAUGAAAGUAUCGGCAUUAUGUGGUAGUGGCUACAUAAACGUGAGAAUAAAAGCAGAAUCCUUGUCAGAUGCUUUAUACGCCAAAUUAUUUUCUUAUGCUGUAGAAAAUGAUCAAAUUUCAAAUUUGAAUAAUGCAUUACUAGUUAAUCUUGGUUUAAUAAAAGGCGAGGACAAAGCCAGUGGAAAAAUUGAUUGGAAUUUGGAAGGAUGUUUUAAAGCUUUGGAAAAAAUUAGUCAGAGAGAUUAUUUCUUAGCACGUACGAGGAAUAUAUUGAAGGUAUUCUUAGAGAAACCAAUGAAGACUAGUCGUGCAAAUGUUGUCGAUCCAUUUCAAGAUUCCAAAGUUGCUCUCAAAACUGUUCUAGACAGUAUUCAAGUUACGUAAAGUUACUGGAAAUUAUCGUGGUAUGACAUAUAGUUAUUUAUUUUUAUACAUUGCAUGGAAAUAAUAGAAAUUUCAUAUAAAAUUAGAUCAUUAUACCUAUGAAUUUUACAAAAUUCUCUACAUAUAAAUGAUUUUUAAAUUUUGAUAAUUUUAAAUCAAAAUUUUGUACUUUUAACAUUAAAUUUUUUCAAUACUUUUUGCAAUGUUAUCUUUAUCUCACUAUAAGAAUUUACUUUUUAUUUAAAAAAUAAAUAAUAAUUACGAAUAA
This is a messenger RNA of Solenopsis invicta (red fire ant), 2207 nucleotides long. RefSeq names its product ran GTPase-activating protein 1 (gene RanGAP). The record is from RefSeq and is a predicted model, not a curated record. Bases 173 to 1939 code for a protein of 588 amino acids. NCBI's taxonomy places the organism in Eukaryota, Metazoa, Arthropoda, Insecta, Hymenoptera, Formicidae. Gene Ontology annotation, biological process: activation of GTPase activity; nucleocytoplasmic transport; signal transduction. The transcript has 5 exons. Gene Ontology annotation, molecular function: GTPase activator activity; small GTPase binding. Gene Ontology annotation, cellular component: perinuclear region of cytoplasm; cytosol; nucleus.